Messenger RNA from Platichthys flesus (European flounder), 2415 nucleotides. It is a transcript of the gene nsun3, whose product is annotated as NOP2/Sun RNA methyltransferase 3. The record is from RefSeq and is a predicted model, not a curated record. Gene Ontology annotation, molecular function: methyltransferase activity. Lineage: Eukaryota; Metazoa; Chordata; Actinopteri; Pleuronectiformes; Pleuronectidae. Gene Ontology annotation, cellular component: mitochondrial large ribosomal subunit. The transcript has 6 exons. Gene Ontology annotation, biological process: rRNA methylation. Bases 126 to 1469 code for a protein of 447 amino acids.
UGAAGAACGCACCUGUCAGUGUUGAGCUUCUGCUGAUGUUUCUAAUGAAAGUGAUUUAACAAGAGUGGAGAUAAAUCCGAACGUGUGCGUUUUGCAGUAAAAUGGAGACAGAGACAUCUAAAUAAAUGUUCUUCUUACACCAGGUUCACAGUGUGUGGAGGAGAAGUAGCUUGAAAACCGAGAAGCUAACGUGGUGUGUGUGUUCGAUUCGCUGUCUCACAUCUCUAUUACGAGCAGAACAACGAAGAGGAGCCGCUGACAAACAGCAGAUAACUAAAAAGGGCAAAAAAGAACGUCCUUCAUGUCAGCCGGUUCUGGAUCUCUUUGACCAGCAGUACAGUCGGGAGCUUGGGGACUUGUGGGCGUCUGCAAGGUCAGUGCUACUGGACCCUCGAUCCUGGCAAUAUGGGGUCAUGCUGAACCGCUUUACAGCUGUGACAGACAUCACACAGAAUCUCCAGUCGCAGGGUUUCUCCAGGUUCCUGCCACAGACUGACGUCUCCUCGCUGAACCAGACAGGAAAAGACUCUCUGUUGUCACCUCACUGCUUCUCUGAGCUCCCUCCUGAUGACUCCAGUCCUCAACGUGCCAGUGCCUCUUCCGCACUCGGUCGGGACCUUCAACCCGAUCCGUCUCUCACUUUGCCCCGUCCUUCUCUCCAGUGUUACAUCCACCCCAACCCACUCAGGUUCCCCUCUCAGGCUCACCGGCCUGGCCAGCUGAAGCAGUACUACCUCCUGAACGCUGCCUCCCUGCUUCCUGUGCUGGCUUUACAAGUCAGAGAUGGAGAAAAGGUUUUGGAUCUUUGCUCCGCCCCGGGGGGGAAAGCCUUAGCAGUAAUGCAGUGUGCCACCCCAGAACUUCUCUGCUGUAAUGAACCAGACCCUCAUAGACGGGACUGGCUUACCAAAACCCUGGAGUCGUAUGUGCCUCACUCACUUCACAGCAAGGUGAUGGUGUCUGCACAGGAUGGACAACGCUUUCAGAGUGAAGAUGUGACGUACGACAAGGUUAUAGUCGACGCUCCGUGUUCCAAUGACCGGAGCUGGCUGUAUUCUGGCAGCGCCCAGCAGGGGGUGCAGAGACUCAAGGAAAGAGCCAGACUGCCUGCGCUCCAGGCUCAGCUGCUGAGGUCUGCACUGUCAGUGGUGCGUCCAGGGGGCCUUGUGGUCUAUUCAACCUGCACACUGUCCAGCUCUGAGAACUACGCUGUGGUAGAGACGGUGCUGAAGGACUUUCCUGACGCGGAACCUGAAGACCUGUGGGAGGAGAUAGCCAUUCCUCUAUCAGAGCACUUUGUGUUUAGACCCUCACACCCUGGUUAUGGACAGACCUCUCACCAGCCCUCGCUGCUGCCACAGAAUAGUGAUGUGUCUCCUUAUUCCAAUAGACUCGGCAUCUUAGUGGUUCCUCAGACUGGCAGGACCUGGGGACCCAUGUUUUUGUCUCGGAUUAGAAGAAGGAUGUAGCGGCUGACUGUCCCGUGAAGAUGUUUAGAAACAAAUGGCUAAGCAUACACAUUAUCUUUGUGCAGCUUUUGAGAUGCAAAGUACAUCGCAGAAACUGUCAAUUUGUGAAACUAUUAGAGAAGCACAGAAGUUCUAAACAGUGGUUUAGACAUGGAGAAAUAAACUUGUAUGUGUGUGAGAGAUGAACUGUUGCAGGUGAAACAGUUUUCACCUUUUAGAGGAAGUGUUUGAGCUAAAGUGUUUUGUGGUAUAAAGCAGCUGAAAAACACAAAGUAACAAUAUAACUCUGUUCACAUCAUUUACACUUACCAUCGAAGCUAGAUAGAUCCGAGACAACAUAUAUUUAUAUAAAGCAGCUCAAUUGAUAUUUUGUAGCAGGGAAUCAAAUCAUAAUGUGAAACUAUAAAAAGAGUUGGUUGUGUGAACUAACUGAAGUGUUAUCAUCAGUGUCUGCAGUUGAAUGUGCCCAGCCACUACUGUCAAAGCUUUGGUUACUUUUUUAGGCAUUUUAUUGCAUUUAUUGACAGGACAGAUUGUAGAGUGAAAGGAUAGGAGGAGAGAGAAGAGAAGAUGCAGCAAAGGGCCUCUAGUCAGAGUUGAACCUGCGGCUGCUGCUGGGGAAACAAGGCCCAGUGGGACCUGGGCUGAGCUCUAACUGGAGCAUUUAGCAGCAAAAACACCAGAUUCUUCCCUCACAAGUUCGUGGGGACCAAAAACGGAAGGUGAAUAUUGAACGUGUUUCAUCAAGUGGUCAAAUGAAUGUUAAUGUUGCUUCCUUAUUGCCAGAGGCCAUCACAAUUUGUGUUGGCUGACACCGAUUGGCCAAAAACAGACAUGAUCUCUCAGCCUAUGUUUAGUAUUUACAUUUAUUAUUUAUUGUUCAUUAAACUGGCUUUACAGUUAUGCGAUAUUGAUUAAACACAGGUCUUUCAAGCGCUCACAUUCA